CUGUGUUUAGACGCCAUGUUCAUGAUAACUACUAUCUAGUAUAUUAUAUAUUAUCAUGAUGACUGCGUUGUUCAUUAUAUUCUAUAGUUCUACUCAGUUUUAAAAUUGUUUUCUCCGUGUGCUACUAGGGUCAGUGAUCAACAAUAUUUUCUUGGUUUCUAUUGGUGAUUACAAUAUUAUACGUUACAAUAAUGGAUCGAACUGUUCCAGACAAUACAGCUCAAGAAAAAAGGCAACAUCUAGAAUUAUUAAAAGGAAUAUGGUACUGACAUUAUGGAUAGAGCUAAAUUAGCGGAAAUAUAUUUAAAGUCUAGAAGAAUCGCAGAUCAUGAUUCAGAACUUAAGAUUGACUUGGAUCCAAUAGACUAUAAUUUACUAAUGGAUAAUGAUGAUGAAAAACUUUUGGAAGAAGAUGUCUUAGCUUCACAAGAUUCUGAAAGAGAAAAGCUGUUACGACAAUAUUAUAAAGAAGAAGCAGCUAAAGCUAUGGAAGCAAUUAAAAUUGAAAUGCAAGCUGCAAAAGAAAGCGAAGAGAAAAUGGCAUCUAAAAAUAAAGCAGGCAGUGAUGACAAUGAUAAUAAUGAGUCUAAAAAAGGUGAUUUUAAAAAGAACAAUUUAGACAGCAAUGUUUCUGAUGAUGAUAAAGAACGUGUAGCUACAGCUAACAAUAAACGUGGUAACAGUGAUACAGUUGAUAGUGACAAAGAAGAUUAUAUCAAGGGCAAAGAAUCAUCUCAAUUUGAAUUUGAUUUCAAUUAUGAAAGUGCUCUUUCUGAAGCCACUAAAAGACGUAGAGCGAGAGCUUUAGAAAAUAAUGAUGAAGAAGAAUAUUUCUCACUAAAAUGUUUAAAAAUAAUUUUAUAAAAAAUUUAUAUUAAUUUCAUAUUUGAUAUUAUAAGAUUAUUGAAUAUUUAUGUUAUCUAUUUAACUAUACAUCCCACAAAACAUACCAAUAAUCAUUGUUCGGAACGUUCACUAUAAUAUUGAAUUUGUUCACAUUCUGUGCUUAAAAAAGGAACUCAUUCAAGUUGACAUUCAUUAAUUUUCAAUUUUAUUUUUAAAUACUAAUACAACAUUGUGGUAAUCAUAAUAUUAUUGUUGUUUUAUGUCGAGCCGGGAACACUAGAAUUGCACUAUU
Molecule: messenger RNA, 1138 nt
Organism: Metopolophium dirhodum (rose-grain aphid)
Lineage: Eukaryota; Metazoa; Arthropoda; Insecta; Hemiptera; Aphididae
Exons: 6
Coding region: 274-864 (196 amino acids)
Source: RefSeq, a predicted model, not a curated record